CAGUUACAUUAAAUGUGCGUUGGCCUUUUUUUUUUGUCGGCAGUAAAAACGUGGCCAAUGCCAAGGAAAAUUUAACAAUGCGGCAAAAUAAAAAUAAAAGCCAAACAAAUUGUGCAUGAAAUGAUGCCAGGACGACCAUUGCAGCCAUCGACUUGCCUUCAGUCAGCCUAUGGAAAAAUAUAUUCGAAAUUUGCACAAAUGAAAAUUGUGACAGAAAAUUGAAUUACCCCAAGCGGAGGCAACAACAACAACAAUGACAUGGCCGACGGCUACCGCAGUGAAAACAAAACAAUAAAAGCGAGAAUAAAAGUUGAAAGUGUGCCCCUGAAUCGAAUAUGUUGACAAGGCCGCUGUAAAAUUUGGCUCCCUCUUGAGGUCUACAAAAGCUAAUCAAAGCUUUCAUGGACCAUGGACGAGUAUGACGCAAUUGGUGACGCCCGACUGCAACAGGCUGAUAUACAACUACUUUCAUGGAAUCGUUGCAACACGUCAACUGUUCAGUUCUAACAGAAACUUCACUCAGGCAAGAUGUGGGCCUACAAAGUCUACGUGGUGCUCAUGGUGCUCGGUCUAGGGGUCCUAAUAGUAGAAGCAGAUGAGGACAGAGAUAUCGUAAAUGCCACUCUCUUUGUGGACGAAUGUCCGCACAUUCAAAUGGAAGAGAAUGCUCCCAAGUAUAGGCUGUUGGGCGUGUGGUACGCCUAUGCAACAACUCCGCUGCCCUUUCAGCACUAUCAGCGUAGAUGUGCCUCGUACAAUGUGAGGAACUCAACCUACUUUAAGACCAACAUUCUCUAUUAUGAGAAAAAAAAAGCAGAGUGUGUCGUCACAUAUUCAUGCAAAUACAAUCAAGCUAUCAAGCAGUAUGGACCCUUCGAAUACUGACACGCUCGCGCACCCCUGACAGCGAACUGAUUGCAGAGACCAACGAGUAUUUGAUGAGUCGAGGAUUUAAUAUCAGAAUACUGAUAUGGCUAAGAGCAAA
Molecule: messenger RNA, 985 nt
Organism: Drosophila mojavensis
Lineage: Eukaryota; Metazoa; Arthropoda; Insecta; Diptera; Drosophilidae
Exons: 5
Coding region: 529-885 (118 amino acids)
Source: RefSeq, a predicted model, not a curated record